AUGCCCUCCUACUUCUACAAGAUUUGCCUUGAAGUCCUACAAAACGCCUCAGACAGCAGCUGCACCAGCUCAGCCACUACUGACACAAUAUAUAAUUCGCUACGGCCGUUUUCCAAACAGCUGAGGUUUGGACACUCAAACCUGAUAAAUCAUUCAUCUCUUUCAAACAUUAAUUACAGCUCUGCAACGAGCGAAUUUGGCUUUACAAAAGAUUCACAGUAUUCCCCUUCCGUUAGUACUAAGGGCUUGCCAGCUCCUUACUCUACCGUACACUCAACGAACCCUACCAGCGAUAGGCGCGCCGAUAAUAUAUCCAUUGGCGGCAUCGAUAUGGUUCCAAAGCCAAACGAAUGCGACUUGAAUGCUCCGGAAGCUCGUGGUGGUGCUGAUAACAAUCAAAUAGCAAAAGGUAUUGGCUCAAGUGCCAUUGGGGGCCUGGCUACAAAGGGGAGAUAUGUUUCUCUCGAUCAAAAGGCAUCAGGUAGCGUAUGGGGCAUCAUUCAUCUCUUUCGUGAAGGCGAUCCUACUCCAGGUCUUUCUCGAAAUGAUGACGACGAUCCAUACUUCCUGAAGGGCUCUUCUGUUGCGCGAAACACAAAAUCAUCAGCUUCAAAGAAUCCCAGAUACUCAGAAAAAGGAGCGGAUGGCAAAGGGCCUGGUUUGCCUCUUUCUCUGGAGGACUGUACUACUCUGUGCAUUCUGGCUGUCCCUUCAUAUAUGUAUCCUUCGGACUUCAUAGGCUGGGUUGGCCAGGAAACGCAGAAUGAAGUCAGCCAUUUUCGUAUGAUCCGAACUGAGAGACGGAACCGUUAUAUGGUUUUAAUGAAGUUUCGGAAUGGUCGAAAGGCCGUCGAGUGGCAAAAAGAAUGGACUGGGAAGGUGUUCAAUAGCACAGAGCCUGAAACAUGUCAUGCGGUAUUCGUGAAGGAUGUCGAAAUUCUGACACCACAAACCUCACCAGAUACGAAGUUUCCAGACACUAAUAAUGAUCCAUUUAUUUCGCAAGCACAAUCCAGCGCUGCUGCUGUAGCUCCGUUGUCAUCUAAGCCGUUAGCUCCUCCUACGCCCUCACUUAUUGAACUACCGACGUGUCCUGUUUGUCUGGAACGUAUGGAUGAAACUAGCGGGCUCCUCACUAUAAUAUGCCAGCACGUCUUUCAUUGCACUUGCUUACAGAAAUGGAAAGGAAGUGGGUGUCCUGUAUGUCGUUACACACAGGAAGAUCUUGGGAAACGUGCUUCCACCUUCGGUUUUGAUGAGGAUCCGGCGGAGUGUUCUGUAUGUCAUUCUGAGGAGAAUCUUUGGAUAUGUUUGGUAUGCGGUAAUAUUGGAUGCGGCCGAUAUGAUGGCGCGCACGCGUUUGCACACUUUGAGGAAACGGAACAUUCGUUUGUAAUGGACCUAUCAUCACAGCGAGUCUGGGAUUAUAUUGGGGAUGGAUAUGUCCACCGAAUCAUUCAAAACAAGUCCGAUGGAAAGCUUCUGGAGCUGCCGGCAGCUGACCACAGUGCUCUAGAUCCACCAGAUUGGGACGAUGCCAUCCCGCGAGAAAAGUGGGAGAACAUGAGCCUGGAAUACACACACCUUCUUACAAGCCAAUUGGAAAGCCAGCGUACUUAUUUUGAAGAAAAGGUUGAGCGGGCUGCAGAUAAAGCGGCCCAAGCCAGUGCUGCCGCCUUGUCAGCACAAGAAACGGCAGAGAAUAUAGCUAAACAGUUCAAGGCAUUGCAAUCUGAUCAUGAGACACUUCUAAAAGAGACAAUGCCUGCUCUUGAAAAAGACAAAGAUCGGGCAGAAAGACGGGCAGAGAAAUUUGAGUUGCUAUCGCGCAAACUAGAAAAAGAGUACCGCGAAGAAAAAACCAUCAACAGUAGCUUGAUGGAGCGCGUGGGAUAUCUGACUAGUGAAGUCGACAAGCUGAAAACCGCUAAUGAAGAUUUGAGUGAGCAAAAUCGAGACCUCACGUUUUUCAUCAGCGGGUCUCAAAGGCUAAAAGAUCAAGGCGAAGACGUGGUUGAAGGCACCGUCACUGUUCCAGAACCCUCAAAGACUGGAAAGAAAAAGAAAGGAAAAGGCAAGAAAUGA
This is a messenger RNA of Ophidiomyces ophidiicola, 2085 nucleotides long. RefSeq lists its product as uncharacterized. The record is from RefSeq and is a predicted model, not a curated record. Gene Ontology annotation, molecular function: ubiquitin protein ligase activity; zinc ion binding. The transcript is spliced from 2 exons. Gene Ontology annotation, biological process: protein ubiquitination; Ras protein signal transduction. The coding region runs from base 1 to 2085 and encodes 694 amino acids. Lineage: Eukaryota; Fungi; Ascomycota; Eurotiomycetes; Onygenales; Onygenaceae. Gene Ontology annotation, cellular component: cytoplasm.